This is a messenger RNA of Mus musculus (house mouse), 4364 nucleotides long. It is a transcript of the gene Card14, whose product is annotated as caspase recruitment domain family, member 14. The coding region runs from base 641 to 3730 and encodes 1029 amino acids. The transcript is spliced from 24 exons. The record is from RefSeq and is a predicted model, not a curated record. Gene Ontology annotation, cellular component: cytoplasm; CBM complex; cytosol. Gene Ontology annotation, molecular function: CARD domain binding. Gene Ontology annotation, biological process: regulation of apoptotic process; tumor necrosis factor-mediated signaling pathway; negative regulation of apoptotic process. Lineage: Eukaryota; Metazoa; Chordata; Mammalia; Rodentia; Muridae.
GCACUUAAGCCUUGUAUAUAAGGCCCUGCUCCUGUGGGAAGAUCCCAGAUGACUGUGCCAUCAAACCUGCUCCUCACUUGCUGUACAGCCCAGCCCAGCCUAAGACUGAGCCUCCGACCAUCACUGCUACAGGACAGGAAGGCAAAUGCAGAGUCUGUCCCACCAGAACCAGUCAGCAUGCCAGAGGGACUGUGGACAGGUCAGGACAAUGGACAGUCUUUGGCGCUGGACUUUGAGUUUUGGAGCACGUCACAUGGUUUGAAGUAACUUCAUAGCCCUUCCUGCCUGGCCCUGCCCACCACAGCCUGUAGAGAAAAAGCCAUUGGCGGUUUGCACCGGCCAGAUUGGAGACACCAGACUCCAGCCAGCUACAAGGAGGCCCCGAAGAAGCAGCUCUGGGCACCUCUGAUCCUGACCGGUUUUUAUUGUCAUCUUGGGUUAAUGAAGUCCUGGGCCAUGAGCAACAAAUGACUAAUGUGGUUUACUGACACCAGCUGAAGCUGCCUGCCUGCCAGAGUUGGAUGCUGUUUCUCUACCAGCAGUGUGGAGCCAAGAGGGCUGGAGCAGAAAACUCCCUGGCCUUGGAAGUCCAAGCGCAGUCUUUCAUCGAACCCCUAUCCCAGCGUCUCAGAGUUCAGGUAUGGCAGAACUGUGCCGCAUGGAUUCCACACUGACUGCUCUGGACGAGGAGAUGCUCUGGGAUAUGCUGGAGAGUCACCGAUGCAGGAUUGUGCAGAGCAUCUGCCCUAGCCGGCUCACCCCCUACCUGCGCCAGGCCAAGGUGCUGGGCCAGCUGGACGAGGAGGAGAUCCUGCAUAGCUCCCGUUUCACCAACAGUGCCAUGAGAGUUGGGCACUUGCUGGAUCUGCUAAAGGCCCGAGGGAAGAAUGGAGCCAUUGCCUUUCUGGAAAGCCUGAAGUUCCACAACCCUGAUGUCUACACCCUGGUCACUGGGCUGCAGUCUGACAUUGACUUCAGCACUUUCAGCGGUCUCAUGGAGACAUCCAAGCUGACCGAGUGUCUGGCUGGGGCCAUCAGCAGCCUGCAGGAGGAGCUGGCCCAGGAGAAGGCACAGAAGGAGGUUCUGCUCCGGAGAUGCCAGCAGCUGAAGGAGCGCCUGGGCUUGGCUGAGGCUCACGCAGAAGGUCUGCGCCAGCUGGAGGUCGACCACAGCCGCAUGAAACGUGAGGUCAGCACCCACUUCCACGAGGUCCUGAAACUGAAGGACGAGAUGCUGAACCUGUCACUGCACUACAGCAACGCACUCAGAGAGAAGGAGCUGGCUGCCACACGCUGCCACAGCCUUCAGGAAGAGCUCUACCUGGUGAAGCAGGAACUCCAGCGAGCAAGCCUUGUAUCGUCAUGUGAAAGAGAAUCUCGAGAGAGGUCCCUGAAGAUGGCCAGCAACCUGGAGCCUCAGGGAGAAGAACUAAAUCGGCUUAAGGAGGAGAAUGAGAAACUCCGCUCCAUGACCUUCAGCCUGGUGGAGAAGGACAUUCUGGAACAGAGUCUGGAUGAGGCCAGGGAGAGCAAGCAAGAGCUGGUGGACCGCAUCCACUCACUGCGGGAGAGAGCAGUGGCCGCGGAGAGGCAGCAGAAGCAGUACUGGGAGGAGAAGGAACAGACCCUACUCCAGUUCCGGAAGACACAGGUGGACUGUGAACUAUACAAAGAAAAGAUGACCAUGCUUCAGGGCCAGGUGGCUGAGCUGCAGAAGGAACGUGACCAGGCAUACACAGCAAGGGACAGGGCCCAGAUGGAGAUUUCUCAGCGCCUGGUGGAGAAGGAUGCCCUUCGCAGGAGAGUGUUCGAGCUGACGGAGCAGGUCUGUGAGCUGCGUACUCAGCUGCGCAGGCUGCAGGCGGAGGCCCCAGGAGGACCCAAGCAGGAAGCCGGAGCCAGGGAACUCUGCCUCCGGGGGAAGCAGAGGCUUGUGCGGAUGCAUGCUGUGUGCCCACCAGAUGACAGUGACUGCAGCCUCCUCAGCUCCACAGAGUCCCGGCUGUGGUGGGACCUGAAUUCCACAUCCAGCCGGGAGCAGAUGGACAGCUUCCGCUCCAGCAGCCCCAUGCCUCCCAGCCAGCAGUCCCUGUACAAGCGGGUGGCAGAGGACUUCCUGGAAGACCCCGAGUCUCUAAGCUUCCCAGAAGUCCUUGAGAUGCGCCUUCAAGGGGCUACAGUGGACGACACAGACACAGACCUGGAGUUUGAGAUGAUUGACGGAGCAGACCUCUCUCAGACAGAAGACAGCCUGCAGGGGUCUUCCCGGAGCCUGAAUGUCUCAGAAAGGUUGUGUCUGCCCGCCCAUAGCAGUGUCCCCGUGAGGAGGAGGCCAGCCCGCAAGAUCCUAAGCCAGGUCACGGUGCUGGCGUUCCAAGGGGACGCGUUGCUGGAACAGAUUGGUGUCAUCGGUGGGAACCUCACUGGGAUCUUCAUUCACCGUGUCACCCCCGGCUCUGCAGCAGAUGAGAUGGCCCUGCGCCCUGGUACCCAGAUCAUGAUGGUGGACUAUAAACCUACCAAGCCAUCAUUAAGGGCCACUCUGGAGAAUACAACGCUGGAGCAGGCUGUGGGCCUUCUCAGGAGGGUGAAUGGCUCCUGCUACUUGUCUGUGAAGAUCAACACUGAAGGUUAUAAGAACCUCAUCCAGGACCUAGAUGCCAAAGUGGUAACGUCUGGGGAUUCCUUCUACAUCCGUGUCAACCUGGCCAUGCAGAGGGGAGGGGACGGAGAACUGCAAACUCACUGCAAUGACAUCCUGCAUGUCACUGACACCAUGUUCCAAGGCCGCAGCUGCUGGCAUGCCCACCAUGUGAACCCCUACACCAUGAAAGACAUGGAGCCUGGCACCAUCCCCAACUAUUCACAGGCUCAGCAGCAGCUUCUGGCCCUCAUCCAGGACAUGACUCAACGGUGCACAGUCCCCCGCAAGGUCGGGCACCUUGUUCUCUUGGGACACAGAGCACCUUUCACUUUGAGCACCCAUCUGUCCCUGAGCAAGCCUCCUGGAGGACCACAGAAGUUAGUACGAAUUGUCAGUGUGGACAAAGCCGCUGUCAGUCCUCUGACUUCAUCCUUUGACCAAAGCCAGUGGGAUUCUGGCAAGGAGGAAGGUGGUCCUAGCGUGUGCUUCUGGUCAGAGAGCUGCUUCACCCUGGCACCGUACACCCUGGUGCACCCCCACAGGCCUGCCCGGCCCCGGCCUGUGCUGUUUGUGCCUAGAUUAGUUGGAAGGAUCCUGGGUAAAAAGCUGUGUCUCCUCCAAGGUUUUAAGCAAUGUUCAGCAGAGUACUUGAGCCAGGAGGAGUAUGCCACCUGGAGUCAGAGAGGGGACAUCAUCCAGGAGGGAGAGUCAAUAGGUGACCACCACUGGAUCACCCGGCAUGCUGUGGAGUCCCUCAUGAAUAUGAGCACCCACGCCCUGCUGGAUGUGCGGCUGGACAGCGUCCGAGUCCUACAUAGGAUGGACAUGUUUCCCAUUAUCAUCCAUGUCUCUGUCAAUGAGAAGACAGCAAAGAAACUCAGGAAGGGCCUGCAUCGGCUUGGCAGCUCGGAGGAGCAGUUCCUGGAGGUGGCCCGGCAGGAGGAGGGAGAGCUGGACAGAGUGCCGUGUCUGUACAGCAGCCUGGCCCCCGACAGCUGGAGUGAUCUGGACAGCCUGCUCAGCUGUGUGCGCCUGGCCAUUGCAGAUGAGCAGAAGAAGGUGGUGUGGACAGAGAGCCCCUGCUGAAGCCCAGACCUGGCUUGGGACUGUGGGGACCUCUGUGUGUCUGUCAAUGCUGUCAGCAAACAACCCCACUUCCUUCUCUGGUCGGGGUCUGACCUCAGGUGCCCCCAGAAAUCAAGGUGUAAAUGACGAAGCCACCUUCACACAGCAUGGCCUGGGCUGAUGGAGGACCGGAAAAUAUUCUGCCGUGUGGGGGUACUCCCUGAGACCUGCUCAGAGCCAGUGCCCCAACCUCCUGUGACAACAGGAAUAGCUUUGUGGGUUCUGGCCCUUCCUUUUAUGUUUCUGAUGUCAAAGGAACCUUGCAAGCUCGCUGGAGCAGUCCUUCCUGCCCAGGGCGGGGGCCUGACUCUGGAGCACCGUGGGCACAGCUGACUCAGCUGCUAACAGCCAAGUGCUGCCACAGACAUCUGCAAAUGAAGGUGCUGUAGUGCACAGACUUGAGUGGCUCUUUGACUCACUGCCUCUGUGCCUAACCCCAAACCCCAGGUUGCUUUGGUGCAUAUCCCAGAGCCAACUGACCCUUCAUGAGCAAAGAACUCUCUCUCAAAACUGACAUUUCCCCCAGUCCUUCCCAGGCUGCAUUGCGCCACACUUGGGUGAAGCCCCCAUCUAGCCAUAAACUGAGUCAUUUUGA